AUGAGCAUUGUAUGUGUACAUGAACACAUUUUCAGGAGCAAAUGUGCGCCCAUGGAGAAGAUCGACAAGUUCCAGAUCGUCUUCAACAACCCUUCGGCCACAUACUUUGCUGGGGAGACUGUCUAUGGCUACGGCUGGCUCGUGGUCAAGGAACCUCUCUAUGUGUCCAGUAUUUGUCUGGAAGCGAUCGGUGAAGCCAAGGUGGAAUGGAUGACAUCCAGCGAUAUACAGAACUCCGACGAGGAAAUUUUCAACCACACUUCCGUGCUGCCUAUUAAAGGUGAGAAACAGAUCAACGACGAGGGCGUCCUCCACUCAGGCUCCCACUACUUUCCCUUUGAAUUUACCCUACCACAGAAGCUUCCUUCUUCGUUUAAGGGCAAGCAUGGCCGCCUUCGCUACUAUGUGCGCAUGUCUGUCUACACACAGGACAUGUUCUCGCAGUCUGGACCGCACACGGAACGCAUCAGCAAGUUCGCUGUUAUAGGAGCUCUGGACCUCAAUCAUGAACCAGACGCUUCGCUGCCUGUAGAGAACGACACCUUCGAGACGGUGGGCUCCUGGUGCUGCCUCUCCGGCACCGUCACAGCCAUGCUGAAGCUAGACCGCAAGGGCUACACUAUCAAGGAAGCCAUCCCUGUCUAUGCUGAAAUCAAAAACCUCAGCACUAGAAGAAUCGCUUCUACCCAGGUCUCGCUUAUACAGAACGUCACCUACUACUCCUACCGAGGCCGAUUUUCAGAGUCCACCACGCUGGUCACAGUUCACAAAGGCCGCAUCGGGCCGCGAGGCAAGCAGACCUGGAACCGGGAACUGCUGAGUGUGCCCACGGUGCCGCCGUCACACCUCCGGGGCUGCAAGAUCAUCGACGUCCAGUACAGUAUAGAGCUGUGUAUCAAACCUAGUGGAAUCGCCCGGAAAGUGAAACUACCCGUUGACAUAGUGAUAGGCACUGUGGCCUUGAAGGAGCAGGAACACAAGGUCACCUGUCACCCCCUGCUGUCACCCGAGGACGCCAACUUCCCAUUCCCGUUCUUCUCUGCCAGUGACGACAGCCAGGUGUUCCUGUCCGACCUGUCCCUGCACAACAUGCUGCCUACCGCCCCGCCCUGGGAGGAGAACGAUGACAUCCCUUGA
Messenger RNA from Candidula unifasciata, 1137 nucleotides. Lineage: Eukaryota; Metazoa; Mollusca; Gastropoda; Stylommatophora; Geomitridae. The record is from the annotation of a GenBank genome assembly.